This is a messenger RNA of Achroia grisella, 2212 nucleotides long. RefSeq names its product alkyldihydroxyacetonephosphate synthase (gene Agps). NCBI's taxonomy places the organism in Eukaryota, Metazoa, Arthropoda, Insecta, Lepidoptera, Pyralidae. The coding region runs from base 60 to 1946 and encodes 628 amino acids. The record is from RefSeq and is a predicted model, not a curated record. The transcript is spliced from 11 exons. Gene Ontology annotation, biological process: lipid biosynthetic process. Gene Ontology annotation, molecular function: alkylglycerone-phosphate synthase activity; FAD binding.
UCUAUAAUCGUCGCCCCUUGUAAAAAUUGUCAGCGGCGUCUACAAGCGGUUCCAUAAUUAUGAGUCAAAACGCGGAAAAUAAUAAUGCUCCCAAUCGGACUGACACUAAAACGAGUACAAGUGUUAAAAAUAAGAAAAAGGAAAUUAAUAAUAACAGUGUUAAUACGAUAAUAAAAGUUAAAAGUGCGAUUCCUAGACGAAGACAAGAUUUACUAAAAUGGUACGGAUGGGGCUACAAGGAUUCCAUGUUUCAACUGAACGGUGAUGUCGCAUACUUCACUGGUAACAGGUACCUCAUCGCUGGAAAACCUCUACCUCAUCUACAAGCCUGGGCAUACGAUAACUUUAAGGUAGACCUAACGAAGCAGCCCAAAAUACCAGAAAUGCCAACAUCAUUCCCCGAGAGCAAGUUACCUGUUGGAGUCACGAAGGAAUUGGAAGAAAUUGCCCUGCUCAGCACCGACGGGAUGGACCGAUUAAUAAGAGCACACGGACAAACAUUGAAAGACAUAUCAGAUUUAAGAGGCAACAAGUUCCCGAGAAUACCUGAUGCAGUUAUCUGGCCAGAAAGUCAUGAGCAGGUGGAACGGAUUGUCCAGUGCGCGUCGAAGCAUGAUAUCGUGAUAAUACCAUUUGGCGGAGGUACCUCGGUGUCCGGCGCCGUAACCUGCCCCCCCAACGAACAGAGACCCAUCAUUGCACUGGACACCAGCGAUAUGAACUCCAUACUGUGGCUGGACAAGGAGCAGCUACUGGCUAGAGUCCAGGCCGGUAUUGUGGGUCAGGAUUUGGAGAGAGAGAUGCGAGCCCGUGGAUUCACGGUGGGCCACGAGCCUGAUUCGUACGAGUUCUCAACGCUCGGAGGUUGGGUGGCGACCAGGGCCAGCGGCAUGAAGAAGAACACAUAUGGGAACAUAGAAGAUCUCAUAGUACAAACUAAAGUGGUGACAGCGCGAGGUGUUUUGGAGAAAAAUUGCAGAGUACCAAGAAUUUCGUGCGGCCCCGAGUUUGAACAUAUUGUGAUGGGUUCUGAGGGCUGCCUGGGAGUCGUAACAGAGGUGACAAUAAAAAUCCGUCCAUUGCCGCCAGUGGUGCAGUACGGGUCCCUCGUUUUCCCCGAUUGGGAUUCCGGGGUUGAAUUCGAGCGUGAGGUCGCCAGGCAGCGUCUCCAGCCGUCCAGUAUACGACUUAUGGACAAUGAACAGUUCCGCUUUGGGCAAGCACUGAAAUCGGACUCAUCAUGGGGAGGAGUCCUUCUAGAUGGACUGAAGAGAAUCUACAUCACCCGUAUCAAAGGUUUUGACCCGACGAAGCUGUGUGUUGUGACGCUGCUAAUAGAAGGCGCGGCGGACGAUGUUGCCGAGAGGGAGAAGAAACUGAAUAGCAUAGCGGCACAGUUUGGUGGUAUACCAGCCGGUGCUGAGAACGGGGAACGAGGGUAUACGCUUACCUUCGUUAUUGCUUACCUUAGGGAUGUAGCAAUGGAAUACGGGAUCGUGGCAGAAUCGUUCGAGACGUCAGUCCCGUGGGACCGCGCGGGCGCGCUGUGUCGUCGCGUCAAGGACCGUGUGCGGGACGAAUGCGCCACGCGCGGCAUCCAACACUAUCUAAUCUCGUGUCGUCUCACGCAAACCUACGACGCAGGAUGUUGCAUUUAUUUCUAUUUUGCACACAAUUCGGAAAAGUUUAUUGAUCCCGUUGCAACCUACGAGGAAAUAGAAGAAGCCGCACGAGACGAAAUUAUCGCUUCUGGCGGUUCAAUAUCACAUCACCACGGUGUCGGAAAGUUACGCAAGAAAUGGUACACAGAUACAGUGAGCGAGCCUGGCCGAGAAUUACUCUUGGCUAUGAAGAGGGUACUGGAUCCGGAUAACAUUUUUGCAUUAGGAAAUAUGGCCUUAGAUGAAUAUGGUCGCGAAGAUAAUUUUAUAAGAAGUAAAUUAUAGACAAAUUAUUUAAUUAUUAAGUAUUUUUAACGCAUCGUAAAUCAACAUUCCAAUUUUGGUCACAAUGUAAUGUUACAAUAUAAUCUGCCAAAAAAUAUAACCUUAUUAACACAGAACAUUAUUAAUACAUGUUUUAUUUCAGUGGAUUGUAUGAGAAAUUAAUUUAUUCUUAAUAAUUGUAAAAUUGGAUUUUUGUUAUAAUGUUUUUAUGAUGCUGACAUCAGUUGUUUUGCUGUAUAGCUAAUUUUAAUAAAUAGCCCAAUUAA